This is a messenger RNA of Puntigrus tetrazona (Sumatra barb), 4441 nucleotides long. RefSeq names its product dystrophin related protein 2 (gene drp2). Gene Ontology annotation, biological process: synaptic signaling. The record is from RefSeq and is a predicted model, not a curated record. Bases 1037 to 3640 code for a protein of 867 amino acids. Gene Ontology annotation, cellular component: plasma membrane. The transcript has 25 exons. NCBI's taxonomy places the organism in Eukaryota, Metazoa, Chordata, Actinopteri, Cypriniformes, Cyprinidae. Gene Ontology annotation, molecular function: protein binding; zinc ion binding.
UAGCGUGCAUAAAUUAUCAAUUUUAAUAGAUUAGUUUGCUCCAAGACCUCAUAGUAUUUUUUUUUUUUUUUUUUUAAUGUGAAGGAUCAACAUUCUGCCUAUCAAGAUCAGAUCAAUCCCUAUAAAGACUGUUUCUUUAAAAAUCAAUAAAGACCAUUGUUUUUCCACAGAAGCACUGUAAGCGUCCCCUAGGUAACUUGGUCCAAGUGCAUCCUAGGAAAUCUCAGCGUCGAGGCAGCUUGAGCAAAGCUCUACGGCUUUACGUUUUACAGCCCGUCUCAUAAAUGUGAGCGCCUUCAACUCUGCGUGACACGUCUUUGUAUUUAUGAAGGGCUCUGGAGAUGCCUCGCGACGACGCGUCCCCUCUCCGGUCCGAGCUAUUUUCAGCGCGAGCGCGUCACGAUGCCGUCCAGCAAACUUCAUUUGGAGUGAAUGAAGAACACGCGCGCACCUCCGGGAUUACAGCCCGUGCGUUAUCGUGAUUUGAGGCAGGUGCACAACUUCAAACGACGAAUUCUGCGAGCGCGAAACUACGCGAUCCUCCUCGCUCGGCUUGAUGUCCUCGUUCAUGUAUGAGAGAUUAUUCGUGCGUCGUCGUCUGCCCGAUCAUCACUUCUCCACUCACCUCGCAGCUUUCCUCUUUUCAUCUUAGCGUCCGUGCAAAAUGGAAUUCUGAAGUGCUCCACUUUCGCAGUUUCUCACCUUUCAAAGAAAAAAGGUCCCAGGAUACCCAAAUUGCCAGGUCUGCUUCUCUCCAUAUCGUUCUGCUGGCUGCUCCUAUAGCUUCUGGAGAACGCCUCCUCUCCACGCUACCUAGGACACCAGGAACCUGCCGCCACGUCAAUCACGUCCUCACAGCUGGAGUGGACUUCAGUGGGAGCCAGCAGGUUGAAGGUCCAGCUUCAAAGAAAAAACUGCAGGGCGGCCCUCGUGGCCGGGAUGCCACUGUGUACCCUGCCAGUCGGCGGUGGAUCCUGAGGGGCAGGAGCUGCCCACCCAGUGCAGGGGGCAGAGGAACAAGCACCCUGAGCACGACAUGAAUCUCUGCUGGAACGAGAUCAAACGCAAAUCCCACAACAUCAGGGUGCGGCUGGAGGCCUUUUCGGACAACAGCGGGAAGCUCCAGCUGUCCCUGCAGGAGAUCAUCGAAUGGCUGACAGCUAAAGAUGAGGAGCUGUCCGAGCAGCUGCCCAUAGGUGGUGAUGUGGGAGCGGUGCAGCACCAGCGGGAGUUCCACCAGGCUUUCAUGGAAGAUGUCAAAUCCAGAGGGCCCUACAUCUACUCUGUGUUGGAAUCAGCUCAGACCUUCCUGGCACAACACCCAUUCCAGGAGCCGGAGGAGACAUUGCCUGAUGGCAAAGAAGUCUCUCCUCGCCGGCGAAUGCUGAAUGUAAGUCGCUCCGUGUGGAAGCAGGCCAACGUGGCCAGUGACCUGUGGGAGAAGUUGACGGCACGCUGCGUGGACCGACACCGGCACAUGGAGCGAACCCUGGAGAGGCUGCUACAGAUCCAGGCUGCCAUGGAGGAGCUGGCUGUGGCUCUGGAGCAGGCGGAGGGAGUGAGGGACGCCUGGGAGCCUGUGGGAGACCUGUUUAUUGAUUCGCUGCAGGACCAUAUAGACGCUACCAAGCUAUUUAAAGAAGAGCUGACCCAGGUGAAGGAAGGAAUGAAACACAUAAAUGACCUGGCCCACCAGCUGGCCAUAUCUGAUGUGCACUUGUCCAUGGAGAACGCCAGGGCUCUGGAGCACCUCAACAACAGAUGGAAACUUCUGCAGGGGUCUAUUGAAGAACGUCUGAAACAGUUGCAGGAUGCCCACAGAGAUUUUGGCCCCGGAUCACAGCACUUUCUUUCCAGCUCCGUGCAGAUUCCUUGGGAACGUGCCAUAUCCCCCAACAAAGUGCCAUACUACAUCAACCAUCAGGCUCAGACAACCUGCUGGGACCAUCCAAAGAUGACUGAAUUAUACCAAGCUCUGGCGGACCUGAACAAUAUCAAGUUCUCUGCAUACCGGACGGCCAUGAAGCUGAGGCAUGUGCAGAAGGCUUUAAGAUUGGACUUGCUGAAGUUAAGCAGCGUGGUGGACGUGUUUCGAGAACAGGAGCUGCAGCAUGCCGAGCACAUUAUGGAUGUGGUUGAGGUCAUCCACGCUCUCACUUCCUUGUAUGAGAAACUAGAGGAGGAGAGGUCCGUCCUGAUCAAUAUCCCCCUGUGCGUCGACAUGUGUCUCAACUGGCUGCUGAAUGUUUACGACAGUGGUCGUAAUGGUAAGAUGCGAGUGCUCUCCUUCAAGACGGGCCUGGUUAUUCUAUGCAACGCAGACAUCCAGGAAAAGUAUAAAUACCUUUUCAGACAGGUGUGUGGUCCAGGUGGUCUGACAGAUCAGAAACAUCUCAGCCUGUUACUACACGAGGCUAUUCAGAUCCCUCGGCAGCUUGGGGAGGUGGCGGCGUUUGGAGGGAGCAACGUGGAGCCCAGUGUCCGCAGCUGCUUUCGAAUGGCUCCAGGUAAGUCAGCAAUAGAAGUUUCUCACUUUCUGGAGUGGAUGAGCCUAGAGCCUCAGUCUGUGGUGUGGCUUCCUGUUCUGCACCGGGUAACUGUGGCCGAGACCGCCAAGCACCAGGCACGCUGCUACAUCUGUAAGCAGUGCCCUAUCAAGGGCUUCAGGUACCGAAGUCUGAAACAGUUCAAUGUGGACAUCUGCCAGACGUGUUUUCUGACGGGCCGGACCACCAAGGGCAAGAAACUACACUACCCCAUCAUGGAGUACUACACCCCGACGACCUCAGGCGAGAAGAUGCGGGACUUCGCGAAGACGCUAAAGAACAAGUUCCGCUCGAAGCAGUAUUUUAGUAAACACCCUCAAAGGGGAUACCUGCCCGUUCAAUCAGUACUGGAGGUGGAGAGCUCUGAGACGCCCUGCUCAUCUCCCAGGCUGCCUCAUGCGGACACACACAGCCGGAUCGAGCAUUUCGCCAGCAGGUUGGCAGAAAUGGAGAACCAGAGCUGUUCCUUUUUCACAGACAGUCUCUCUCCGGAUGAAAGUUUGGAUGAAGAUCAGUACCUCCUACGUCACUCCAGCCCCGCCCUCGAGCAGGACUCCCCCCACGGCCACCUGCUGGCCCACCUGGACUGCCAGGACAGAGAAGAGCUGCAGCGCACCCUCCAACGCCUGGAGAACGAGAACAGGGUGCUGCAGGGCGAGUAUCGGCGGCUGAAGUGGAAGCAUGAAGAGGCAGCAGCUUCACCCCAGCUGCUGGAGUCGGGUCCCGGGUCACCGGCUGGUCAGCAAGAUGAGGAGCUCCUGGCCGAGGCUCGAGUCCUUCGACAGCAUAAGACCCGACUGGAGACACGGAUGCAGAUUCUAGAGGACCACAACAAGCAACUGGAGUCCCAGCUACGCAGACUCAGAGAACUACUGCUGCAGCCCAAAGAUGAUUCGGAGGCCAAUGGCUCGGCUCCUUCUUCUCUAUCCUCUCCUGUGUCAGGGGGUGGCCACCAGGGGGAGCCUCCCAGCAGAGAGACCACAGACACAGAAGCUGCAGGUGAGGAUUUGGAUCAUGAGCAGGACACCGUACUGCAGCUGCAGCAGGUAAUCGAACAGCUGAGGAACGUCUUCCCAUCUGAGCCAGGUCCAUGAGGAGCCUGAAGCCAAACUCAGAGGCCUCUAAUUGUGCAGGCGUCGUAUUGCUCAUCUUGUUGUGGGCGGGGUCUUGAGAAUGCAGGGCUGGCGAAUUCAUGGACAGACGAGGCGGCUGCGAGAAGAGUUUCAAGACAACCUUCUCAGCCUGUGCUUCUUUGCCGAUCCCAAAGAGCUGUGGGAUAUCUGAGUGCUAACUAAACAAACUAAUGUUUACAUGGUGCCAAAGGCCUGCACUGAUCCGGACACUGUGCUAACCCGUGUAGUAAUGCAAAGUGUGUGGCUUCAUCAGUACAGCACAAGAACCACAAACAGGACUUAAAACCACACAGAAGAGGGGAAACUUCUUAAGUCCCUGUGCCAGCAACUUCUGUGUGUGUGUGUGUGUGUGUGGGUGUGUGUGUGUGUGUGUGUGUGUGUGUUUUUUCUUUUUGAAAAUGGUUUACUAUGUUCUGUGACUCACUCAUGCACAUAAAUACAAAUAUACACAUAUACUGAUGAUAAGUCACGCUUGGCAGUGUGUGGCCCUUGUUCUGUGAAGCAGAAAAGAACAGAUUUCCCUGAACUGUCAGGACACACGGCAAGCUUAUUUACACUGUAAGGACGACACGUCUUCUGUUGAGGCUAUCAUUUAUUUAAGAUGCCAAAGUGCCCAGGAGCAUUAUGCACUUGCCCCGACAUUCUGCUUAUCUUUCAAAUUAUAAAUACACAUAUACACAGACACACACUGCAAAAAUCAUUUUCUUGAUCAGUAUUUUUUUUUUGUAAACAAAAAUAUCUAAACAUAUUUUAAACAAAAUA